Closterium sp. NIES-65 is the source of this 1791-nucleotide messenger RNA. The record is from the annotation of a GenBank genome assembly. Lineage: Eukaryota; Viridiplantae; Streptophyta; Zygnematophyceae; Desmidiales; Closteriaceae.
AUGGCUUUGCUUCAUGCGAGGGAGGAGCAGCAGGAAGGGGACGCGGAGCGGAAGGGGAGAGGAGAGUGGGAAGGUGGAGGUGGUGAGGGGAGAGGGGAUGGGCAAGAGGGCGUUGACCAGGAGGAGGAGGAGCGGAGGGAAAAGGCUCCUCCUCCGUUUUCAGAGAGUGAGGGAGAGGAGAGUGGGGGGGAACGGGGAGGAGGAUUGGGUGGUGGUGAUGGUGUUGGUAGGAAGGGAAGGAGGGUGGGGGUGGGGUAUGUUGCAGGAUCUGUUGGAAAGGAGAAAGGGGGAGGAGAAGAGGGCUUAGGAAAGAGGAAGAGGAGGAAGGUGGUAGGGGAGGAGGAGGUGGGGGAAGGGGAGGGGGGGAGGGGAGAGGAAGAGGAGGAGAUGGAAGAGCUGAAUAGGAAGAGAGGGGAAGGUGCAAGGGUGGAGGAGCAGGCGGGGCGACAUGAGGGGGAAAGUAGGGGUGAGGGGAGGGAGAGGAGGAAGAGGAAGGGAGAGCACGAGGAAGCAAAAGAAUGGGGCGAAAAGGGGGAGAAGGAUGGUUCGGGAAGGGAGGAGAAAAGAAACAAUGAGAGAAGUAUGAAGGAACGAGAUUCAGAAGAAAAGGCUAAGGAGUUGGGCGAGAGGAAAGGAGGGGAAGCAGGAGAGGGUGAAGAUUUCCAUGAAGAGGUGACGCACACCAAGAGGAGGAGGAAGGGAGGGAAGGAGGAGGAGGGGAGGGAAGGGGGCAAGGGAAGGCAGAGGAGGGAGAGAGAGGAGGUGGACAAGGCAAGGAGAGGAAAGAGUGGUGUGAGUGGUGUGACGCAAAAGGGGGUUGAGGAGAGGAGUGAGGGAGGCUUGCAAGAAGAGGGUGAUCAGGGGAGGGGCGAGGGUGUGGAUGGUUUGACCAAGGAGGGUGGAGCACAAAAAUUUGAGGGGCAUAGGAAAAGGCAUCGGGAGGUGCAGAGGGAAGCAGUGGAGGAAAAGUGUAAGGAUAACAAUGGAGACAGGGGAAAGGAGGUGGAUGGUGAGGGGAAGGAGCAAGCUGGGGAGAAACAUGGGGAGGAAAAAGUGGGGGCGGAGGAAGGGGUAACAAAGGAGAGAAGGAAGGAAGAUAAGGAAGUUAAGCAGACGCAUGGGAGUGGUGUUAGUACGGAGGGUCUGGGCCUUGAAGUGCCUCAACAGCUGUCUCUGGAAGACAAACAAACGCAUGGGGGUGGCAGUAUAGGGGGUUUGGCGGGCUUGGAUGUUCUUAUUGGGGGGGCGGGCAGGGGGGGGCCUGCAGGUAGCAAUAGCGGGAGGGGGAGGGGCGAAGGAGGGAGGAGUGUUGGGGAAGGUGUGGAAGGGAAAGAGGAUGGGAAGGGGGGUGGGAAGGGGGAUAGCGUGGGAGAUGGGGAGGGGAAGAGGGGGGACAGUGGGGAUGGAGAUGGGGAGGGGAAGAGGGGGGACAGUGGGGAUGGAGAUGGGGAGGGGGCGGCCGGCAAGGAUGGGUCCAAAAGGAGGCCUUGGGAUGCCUCUGUCACGGCUGGCAGGCAGGAGGCAGACAGCAGGCAGCAGCUAGAAGCAGCUGCGGUCGGUGCUUCUGAAAGUGCUGCUGGCACUGGUGGUGGUGGUGGUGGUGGUGAUGGUGGUGAUGGUUCUGCUGGUGUUGGCGGUGCUAGUGUUGCUGGUUCUGGCGGCGCUCCUGGUGGUGGUGGUGCUGGUGAUGGAGGCGUGAGGGGGUUGAAGCUCAUGAUUCGCAAGUCGCAUGGGGGAGGAAUGGGGGGGAAAGGCAGGGAUGAAGACAACAGACAACCGGGUAGUACUUGA